Messenger RNA from Hipposideros armiger (great roundleaf bat), 8716 nucleotides. RefSeq names its product regulation of nuclear pre-mRNA domain containing 2 (gene RPRD2). NCBI's taxonomy places the organism in Eukaryota, Metazoa, Chordata, Mammalia, Chiroptera, Hipposideridae. The record is from RefSeq and is a predicted model, not a curated record. The coding region runs from base 1179 to 5279 and encodes 1366 amino acids. Gene Ontology annotation, molecular function: RNA polymerase II C-terminal domain binding. The transcript is spliced from 10 exons. Gene Ontology annotation, biological process: mRNA 3'-end processing.
UUCCUCUUCAUAUAAUCCAAAUAGUCAAGUGGUUGUGAAUGGUAUGGUCCAAGGGGAGUGUAAAAUAUUGUCUGGUCUUGGAGUCUGCGUAGUGAAUGGCUCGCUAAAGCUGGCGCAUGCGCACCUGUCAGAGGCAGUGCAAGAUGGCUGCCAGCCACUUGGUUGUGCUUCGGGGCCCCGAGGAAUCGGCGGCGGCGGCUCCAGAAAGUAACAGUGGCCGCUGAGCGGUGGGAGUUUCCCGGCCUUGUUAUGUGAGCUGGAUAGCCCCAAGUGGGAGACCUCGCUGGGAAGCAAAAGGCGGGGCGGCGGUGUAACCCCUCCCCCAACCUCUCCUUAGUUUGACCAGUUCCCUCGCCCUCCCCUCCCCUCCCCGUUUUUCCUCCCAGUCCGCUACACGCUGAUGUGCUGCGCAGGCGCACAAAUAAUUGAAGCGCUUCCUUGGCCCUGAGGGCUUGCGCGCUGCUGCGCGCGCUUCUGGUUCUUCUCCCUUGAUUGGUCAGAUUGCCCCGCCAUGACACCUCCCUCUGCUCUCUAGGUUGAGAAGGAAGCGGGGGGCGGGGCCAAGCGGCGCGUGCGCGAUACUGUUGCUGUCCCUUUGCUGCUAUUGCGUUGCAAAAAAAAAAAAAAAUUCUGACUAGGUAGCCUUGGGCCUUUUCUGUGCUAGAGGAUCUAAAGGAGAGAAAAAGAUUUCUGCAACCGAAGGGGCAGUCGGGUAGUAUUAAAUUUAAGAUAUUAACGCCCGCCCUAACAGGAGUGUGGGGAUAGGAGUGGGGAAGGGCCUUCGCGUAGAGAGCCCAAGAGUAUAAAACCAUUAGUUUGGGGGCCAGGCGUUUUGAAAGGCUUUGCAAGGACCUGUUUUCUGCGUAAUUCUUCCCUGAUUACUGACUGGUUUAAACACAACCCCUUGAACAAUUCUGAUAAACCUUCGAAACCCGCAGCCCCUCCUAGUAGCGUGUAGGAGCCGCCAGCGUGCCCAGCAGCUGGCCUGCCGAUCCUACCUCCAGAAGAGCCUAGCGCGUGCACCACCCCCACCCCCUGGCCUCCUUCCCCACCUACGGCUUUCACGCACUCGCAGUGAUUGUUUUGCCCGCUCCCGCCGCCGCCACCGCCGCGCCGCCGCCGCCGCCGCCGCCGCCGCCGCCGCCAGAGGAGCAGCAGCGCUUGUGCAAACCGGGAAGAUGGCGGCCGGCGGCGGCGGAGGCAGCAGUAAGGCCUCCUCCUCGUCGGCCUCUUCGGCAGGGGCUCUGGAGUCCUCGUUGGAUCGAAAAUUCCAGUCGGUAACCAACACCAUGGAAUCUAUUCAAGGCCUGUCGUCUUGGUGUAUCGAGAACAAGAAACACCACACUACUAUCGUCUACCAUUGGAUGAAGUGGCUCCGGAGAUCUGCCUAUCCCCACCGUUUGAAUCUCUUUUACCUUGCCAAUGAUGUCAUACAGAACUGUAAAAGGAAAAACGCAAUCAUAUUCCGUGAAUCGUUUGCUGAUGUACUUCCUGAAGCAGCUGCUCUGGUGAAGGAUCCAUCUGUCUCUAAGUCAGUAGAACGCAUCUUUAAAAUCUGGGAAGAUAGAAACGUAUACCCAGAAGAAAUGAUUACGGCAUUAAGAGAAGCUUUGAGUACCACUUUCAAAACUCAGAAGCAGAUGAAAGAAAAUCUGAACAAACAACCGAAUAAGCAGUGGAAGAAAUCACAAACAUCCACGAAUCCAAAAGCUGCUCUCAAGUCUAAGAUAGUUGCUGAAUUUCGAUCUCAGGCGCUCAUUGAAGAGCUGUUGCUAUACAAGCGCUCAGAAGAUCAGAUCGAAUUGAAGGAGAAGCAGCUGUCGACUAUGAGGGUGGAUGUGUGUAGUACAGAAACUCUCAAAUGCUUAAAAGAUAAGACAGGUGGGAAGAAAUUCUCCAAGGAAUUUGAAGAAGCAAGCGCCAAGCUGGAGGAAUUUGUGAAUGGAUUAGAUAAGCAGGUGAAAAAUGGGCCCUCACUAACAGAAGCACUGGAAAAUGCUGGAAUUUUCUAUGAAGCACAGUACAAAGAAGUAAAAGUGGUGGCCAAUGUAGAGGACAGGAAGGAAAAACCUGUGGAGAAGUCGGCUGUUUCCACUUCUGUACCUACAAAGCCAACAGAAAGUACCCCAAAGGCGUCUUCGUGUACCCCAGUGCCUGUGACCGUGGCAGCAACCCCGCCUCUCCCAAAGCCUGUGAACCCUCCUCUUCUGGCCCCUUCUCCAGCCCUGGCUCUGCCAAACCUGGCUAAUGUGGAUCUGGCAAAGAUCAGUUCCAUCCUUAGCAGCCUGACGUCAGUCAUGAAAAACACUGGGGUCAGCCCUGCAUCAAGACCGUCCCCAGGAACGCCUGCCAGCCCUGGAAGCCUCUCCAGCGGCCUGAAAACACCUGCACCUGCCACGACUGCGGCGCACAACCCUCUGGCAAACAUCCUCUCGAAGGUGGAGAUCACCCCAGAGAGCAUUCUGUCUGCUCUUUCCAAAACCCAGACACAGUCGGCCCCUGCCCUGCAAGGCCUGUCUUCUUUGCUGCAGAGUGUUACUGGGAAUCCAGUUCCAGCCAGUGAAGCUGCGCCCCAGAGCACUUCAGCUUCCCCGGCCAACACCACAGUCCCCAGCAUAAAAGGAAGAAAUGUGCCCUCCAACGCCCAAUCCUUUAUUCCCAAAAGCUUCAACUAUUCUCCUAACUCAUCAACAUCUGAAGUCUCUUCAUCUUCAGCCAGCAAGGCCUCAAUUGGGCAAAGCCCAGGGCUCCCAAGCACCACUUUCAAGCUCCCGUCCAACUCCCUGGGGUUCACAGGUGCCCACAAUACCAGCCCUGCUGCCCCGCCUCCUGAGGUCGCCAUGUGCCAGUCUUCAGAGGUCUCCAAGCCAAAGCUGGAGUCCGAGCCCACCUCCCCGAGCCUGGAAAUGAAAAUCCACAACUUCUUAAAGGGCAACCCUGGUUUCAGCGGCUUAAACCUAAACAUCCCCAUCCUGAGCAGUUUGGGGGCCGGCGCCCCAGCAGAAAGCCAUCCCCCGGACUUCCAGCGUGGCCCGACUAGCACCUCCAUCGACAACAUCGAUGGAACCCCCGUGCGGGAUGAACGGAGCGGGACGCCCACCCAGGACGAGAUGAUGGACAAGCCCACCUCCAGCAGUGUGGACACCAUGUCCCUGCUUUCGAAGAUCAUUAGCCCGGGCUCUUCGACGCCCAGCAGUACGCGGUCACCGCCGCCUGGGAGAGAGGAAAGCUACCCCCGGGAGCUCGCCAACUCUGUCUCUACGUAUCGACCCUUUGGCCUGGGCAGUGAGUCGCCCUAUAAGCAACCUUCGGAUGGAAUAGAGAGACCAUCUUCCCUGAUGGACUCUUCACAGGAAAAGUUCUAUCCAGAUACUUCUUUCCAGGAAGACGAGGAUUACCGAGAUUUUGAGUAUUCGGGGCCUCCACCCUCUGCCAUGAUGAACCUAGAGAAGAAACCAGCCAAGUCCAUCCUGAAAUCAAGCAAGGUUUCUGAUACCACGGAGUACCAGCCAAUCCUGUCCAGUUACAGCCACAGGGCCCAAGAAUUCGGGGUCAAGUCUGCCUUCCCUCCAUCUGUCAGGGCCCUUCUGGACUCGAGUGAGAACUGUGGCCGGCUGACCUCAUCCCCUGGGCUGUUUGGUGCCUUCAGCCUCAGAGGGAACGAACCUGGGCCUACCCGCUCGCCGUCACCGAGUAAGAGCGAUUCGUUUUUCACCCCCGACUCCAACCACAAUAGCUUGUCUCAGCCCGCCACUGGGCACCUCGGUUUGCCACAGAAGCAGUACCCAGACUCGCCUCACCCAGUCCCACAUCGUUCCCUUUUCUCUCCGCAGAACGCCCUUGCUGCCUCCACGGGCCACCCACCCACGUCAGCCGUGGAGAAAGUCCUGGCCGCCACCAUUUCCACCACCUCGACCAUUGAGUUUAAGAAUAUGCUUAAAAACGCCUCACGGAAGCCCUCCGAAGAGAAGCAUUUUGGCCAGGUCCCCAGCAAGGGUGCGCCCAGCGAUGGCGUCAGCCUCUCAAGCCUCGCCCAGCCCAGCCUGCCCGCCACGGAUCAGCAGCAACAAGAAGAGCACUUCCGCAUAGAGACCCGCGUGUCCUCCUCCUGCUUAGACUUGCCUGACAGCACCGAAGAGAAAGGGGCGCCUAUCGAAACCUUGGGUUACCGUAACGCAGCCAAUAGGAGGAUGUCCGGGGAGCCGAUACAGACUGUAGAGUCCAUCCGCGUUCCCGGGAAGGGAAGCAGAGGACAUGGGCGUGAGGCUUCACGGGUGGGUUGGUUUGAUCUGAGCACCUCGGGCAGCUCUUUUGACAAUGGCCCCUCAAGUGCCUCUGAGCUGGCAUCCCUUGGGGGUGGGGGCAGCGGAGGCCUCACUGGCUUUAAAGCGGCACCAUACAAGGAUCGGGCACCCCAGUUUCAGGAAAGUGUCGGCAGCUUUCGUUCCAACAGUUUCAACUCAACAUUUGAGCAUCAUCUCCCCCCGUCCCCUUUGGAACACGGGGCACCCUUCCAGAGAGAGCCAGUGGGGCCGUCAUCUGCCCCACCUGCCCCUCCUAAGGAUCACGGUGGUAUCUUCUCUCGAGAUGCACCCACGCAUCUACCCUCUGUGGAUCUUGCGAACCCCUUCACAAAGGAGGCCGCCUUGGCCCAUGCUGCCCCGCCCCCUCCUGGAGAGCACAGCGGGGUCCCUUUCCCCACCCCACCCCCUCCUCCACCCCCGGGGGAACAUAGCAGCAGUGGUGGGAGCGGUGUCCCCUUUUCUACUCCACCUCCUCCUCCCCCUGUCGACCACUCUGGGGUCGUGCCCUUCCCAGCCCCACCACUGGCAGAGCAUGGAGUGGCAGGGGCAGUGGCAGUGUUUCCCAAGGACCAUGGUUCCCUCCUUCAAGGGACCCUGGCUGAUCAUUUUGGGGUGCUCCCAGGACCCAGGGACCAUGGGGGCCCCGCCCAACGGGACCUCAACGGCCCUGGCCUUAGCCGUGUGCGAGAGAGCCUGAGCCUGCCUGCCCAUUCUCUGGAGCACCUGGGCCCGGCCCAUGGAGGAGGAGGUGGGGGAGGCAGCAACAGCAGCAGUGGCCUCCCCUUGGGUCCCUCACACAGAGACACCAUCAACCGGAGUGGUAUGAUUUUGCGGAAUCCCCGGCCCGACUUCCGGCCUAGGGAGCCUUUUCUCGGCAGAGACCCGUUCCACAGUUUAAAGAGACCCAGGCCCCCUUUCAUUAGGGGCCCUCCGUUCUUUGCACCAAAACGCCCAUUCUUCCCUCCCAGGUACUGAUGGAAACCAAGGGAAAGGCAUUUUGAACAGUCUAGAGAGCAUUGGAAGUAGGAGUUUGGUUUAUUGUUGUUUUUGUUUCCCUCCUUUGAUUUAUUAUUAUUAUUUUUUUACUAUGACAAAGGGCCUCCCUUCCAAAGUAAAAAGUCAUAUAUGCUUACAUUUCACUAUUCCAUCCAGUCCCCCCUCCCACUGCACUUAACUACCUUCCCCAAGUUGUUUGUAUUUUAAAGAGGGUGGGACCGGGGGGCAGGCAAAGAAACACAACCAAAGCCACUUCCUUUGGCUGGGGGUUUGACGGGCGGGGAAGAAAACCAGUCUUACUUUACCCCAUCUCCUGAAGAGUAUUAUUACAUUUGAAAUAAAACUUCCAUCAGUACAGAUCAUAACGUGCAAUGUUGGGAUGUUAUUUGGGGCUUGGCUUAUCAGUAGUCCAUGGAGGGGUUCCUGGCCCCUUCUGUCUCCAGCUAAGUUAACAGCUGUAACAAGCUUGGCUCCCUUCCCUGUAUGCUCCCUGCUGGCAGCCAAGAGAUACUGCUGAGAGGAAAUGUGGGAGUCCUUGGACCCGUCAAGCUGUUUUGUUUUGUUUUUAAAGGCAUGUUGAAGUUAAGUUCUCUACCGAGUUUCUCCUAAAAUUUUACAAAAAAGAAAAAUCAGCCUCUUCUAAAGUGCUGUCAGGCAGUAAUUGGGGGAGAUACAAACCUCAUUCUGUCCUAGUCAGAAAUUUUCCCUCUUUAUCCUUGGGAUGGAAGAGAGGGAGCUGGAUGUAAUUUCGAGAUUAAAAUAAGGAGUAACUGCAGUGUGCAACGUUAGAGAAAGGAGCCCUUCACACGUCACCGUGUGAAGUGACCUGCCCGUCCUUCAGAAACGUCCUUGAGGGAGCGUCACCCGUCUUGCACCAAGCUUCCUGCUUUUCUCACCUGACUUUCUUUUUCUCCCUCAGUUUUCACUUCUCUGCCCAGCACGUCACUACAGUUGGCAGUUGUUACAAAGGUGCGUGCGACUGCAGCGUUACCCCUGUGUUUUUGAUGGAAGUAGACAUUUUUACCACGGUGCCUCCCUGACAUAAGUGACCCCUGUUGGUGGUUUUCAGCAACGUUGACUAUUAGGGAAAGGAAAUAUUUGUCUUUUAAUCUUUCCUCUCGCCUUGUCCUGCCCCGUAUUCACCCAUACUCUUGGUAUUUCAAAGGAGGUGGUUCAGUAGCAUCUUUCUUUAGAUUGUACCUCUUCAGAUGUGUCUGAGUAGCGAGUGGGUUUCUCUUUACAGAGAAACGGGAGCACCUGGUAAAUUGAAAUGCACCCCACUCUGCAGAAAGCAGCCUGUCACGUGUCUAGGAUCCUUGUCUAGGAUCCUUACCUCCCGGUCCCAACAGGAAAUAUGAAUGUUUCUGCCCUUAGUCAUUUCACAUGACAGAGAAGUUCUUUUCUUUUCCCUGAACUGAAAGGCUGCUUAUUUGUAUUUCUGCAACUAGUCCUGGGAAAAAGACAAUCACCGCACUUUUGAGUGUUUAUAUCUUUAUAUCUAGGACACCGAAAAGCAACUGUUGUUUUACUAUUAUUUCUUAUUAGUUAGUGUCUUACCCCAAGGCACACACUGGUAAUCUCCAGCUAGAUGAGUAAAACUGUGUGUGGAGUUUUUGAGACUCCUGGUAAGUUUCAUAUUUUUCUCCCAAGUUAGCACGGCGUAGAACUGACUGUAGGAAGUGUGGGGGUGCUUUGGUUUCCUGCAGACAGUAAAGUUGGGGGGGCAUGGCCAGUGUAGGGACCGAAGGUGAUUCUUUGUCUCAGAAUAAACUUGCUUUUCAGAGAAAAAUCAGCUUAAGCCAGGCGUGCGUCAUAGUUUGGGAGUUUCGUGUAAUUUAUUCCAUGUUAUUUAUUUGGGCUCGACGUGUGUUCUGUGGUUAGGAUGCUGCAAUUCAUUCGUCUCCCUAAUGCAUUUCUGGUCCUACGCCUACUAACUGUUCUUUCUUUGACCCUCUCAAGCCUCUACCCUGUAGCUCUCCCCACAAAAAUGCAUGAGACCAUGACCUUGUAUGUGGGAUAGGGUAUAUAGCGUAGCAAAGCAAGGCAACAGUAUAGUUACCUUGAGUCCUAAGACAUUUGUUUAGGGAAAAGUUUGAGAGACUGGGAGUGGGUAGGGGGAUGGGGGGGGGAUUCUAUUUGGCUCAAAACUGAAACAAUUUUUUUUCUUUUUUUUUUUUUUGCAGAAAUUAGGUGGGGUGUUUUUCAUUCUAGAGUAAAAGAAUGUGAAUUCUUUCUGCUGCUCUUGUUUAAGCUAAAAGUAGUGUUUACUUGAAAAGGCUCUCUGACCAUUCGGUUUUAUCAGAAAAUGUGGGGCUGUCAGGGAAGUGGCUUCUUGAAUGUUGGGGCAAGGUAAUUGUCCUCAGAAGUGUGAUGGCUAACACGUGAAAGGAAGACCUUGUACGGUUUAUAAAAGAUAGACUUUUUUAAGGGUCGGGUUUUUUUGGUGGGCGUUUCGUUUUUUAAGCCACAAAAUCCUCAGCGCACUUGUUUCGGGAUGGAAGCGAGGAUUUGUUUGUGACUGUCAGCUGUUAACUUCAUUUUACUGUCUACAGCAGGAAAUGAAGACGAUAAUGUAUAUAUGUGACAUAGCGAAACAAAAAAGACCAUUCUGGCACUUAUACCAUGAAACAAAGGGGUUUGAUUCUUUCUGUGUCUGUGAUUUAAAACUCGGUGCCCAUGCUCUGACUUUUGUAUUUCAACCUGAGUUUAAAAAAAAUAAACAAGAUAUUUUUUAAAGAAAGCAGAACAUAGUGUGUCUUGGCAAGGACAUGAUUCAUGAAAGCAUAUGCGAAGUUGUUUCUGAGGUCUUGGUGCUCACUGUGAAGUCACAGAUAGAAUCGGUGGGGGUCGCGAAUACACUGGUACCUUCAAACUCAGCGAUAACAGCAUCAGAAAUAGUCCUUAGGGGUUUCGGAAGCCUUGACUCUUCGGUCAGCUCGGAUGGAAGCGCUCCCUGCUUGCCUCUGCCCUCCCACAGUCUGAGAGCAAGGAGGAUUUGGUUUGAUUCCAGGAAGGGUAAAAAUGAUCAGAGUAGGACUUCCAUCCUUUCCGGUCCCGGGAAUACAAUGUCUGUGAUAUGUAUGGUACCGCAAACCUAUCUAGAUAAUGUGAAUACGCUCAACUUCCUAACUGCAAAAUAUUCACUAUCCUGAAGUUACUGGUUCAUGCAGAAUUAAGCUUCAGCUGUUAUUGUUUUGAAGCCGCUGUAAAUUACUGCUUCCCUCCCUCCCUUCUUCCUUCCCUCCCCCCUCUUGAAUGGGGGGGGGUGCCUGUUAUGAUUAAAAUUAGACAUGUUGGAUUGAUACUCUCACGUGUUCGGUGUGGAAAACAAAACAAGUACAUGCUUUAGAGGCAACAACAAUGAAAUCCUUUUGAAAUGUGUAUUAAUAUCAUUUAAUAAAAUAACUAGUUCUAAA